This is a messenger RNA of Dendronephthya gigantea, 3862 nucleotides long. RefSeq names its product host cell factor 2-like. The record is from RefSeq and is a predicted model, not a curated record. Gene Ontology annotation, molecular function: transcription coactivator activity; protein binding. Gene Ontology annotation, cellular component: histone methyltransferase complex. Gene Ontology annotation, biological process: regulation of DNA-templated transcription; chromatin remodeling. Lineage: Eukaryota; Metazoa; Cnidaria; Anthozoa; Malacalcyonacea; Nephtheidae.
AGCUUGAAGCAAGAAAAAUGGCGGCCGUUUCGGCCAUGAAAUGGAAGCGUAUAUCCAGUUCUGCAGGCCCUCAACCUCGUCCUCGCCACGGCCAUCGUGCUGUAGCAAUACGCGAACUUAUGGUUGUGUUUGGUGGCGGUAAUGAGGGAAUUGUCGAUGAACUUCAUGUUUAUAAUACUGCUUCAAACCAAUGGUUUGUGCCUGCUAUACGAGGAGAUAUUCCUUCCGGAUGUGCAGCCUAUGGCUUCGUCUGUGAUGGAACGAGGCUUUUUGUUUUUGGUGGAAUGUUGGAGUAUGGAAAAUAUUCCAAUGAGUUGUAUGAACUUCAAGCCACUCGUUGGGAAUGGAAGAAUCUAAAACCAAAACCAGCUAAAGGUGGAAUAGUUCCAUGUGCAAGAUUGGGUCACAGUUUCACUUUGGUUGGUCAUAAAGUUUAUUUAAUUGGAGGAUUAGCAAAUGACAGUGAAGACCCCAAAUGCAAUAUCCCAAGAUAUUUGAAUGAUCUUUUUGUUCUGGAUUUAAAAACAUCUCAAAAUCUUCAAUGGGAACUUCCUGCUCAGUAUGGCAGUGUUCCCUCACCAAGAGAAUCACAUACGUGUGUGUCAUAUACCAAGUCUGAUGGAAAGAAUCAACUUCUUGUUUUUGGUGGAAUGAGUGGUUGUCGUUUGGGAGAUUUAUAUCAACUUGAUAUUGAAACAAUGAUGUGGACAAAACCAAAGGUUUCUGGUAUGAUUCCUUUACCAAGAAGCCUUCAUUCUGCAACUGUUAUUGGCAGAAGAAUGUUUGUCUUUGGUGGCUGGGUUCCUGCUAAUACGGAUAAUGAUGUUAAAGGAACUCAGAAUGAGAAAGAAUGGAAAUGCACAAAUACAUUGGCAUGCCUAAAUCUAGACUCAAUGAAUUGGGAAGAUAUGUUAGUCGAUGAAUCAGAGGAAAAUUGCCCUAAACCAAGAGCUGGUCAUUGUGCUGUUGGGAUAGGCAAUCGACUCUAUUUAUGGAGUGGAAGAGAUGGAUACCGGAAAGCUUGGAAUAAUCAGAUAUGUUGUAAAGAUAUGUGGUUCUUAGAAACAGACAAACCUUCUGCUCCAACCCGUGUUCAGCUGGUUCGUGCAAGUACUAACACAUUAGAAGUCUGCUGGGGACGUGUUGCAACAGCUGACUCGUAUUUGCUUCAAGUUCAAAAAUACGAAGUUCCCAACACUAAUUCAUCAAUCAAUUCAGGCGUGAAACUACCUAACGUGAAACCAGUAACAACACCGUCAAAGAUGUCUGUGAGCAUGCCGCCCAAAUCUAACGUGCAAUCCAUGUCGAAAUCUCCCAUUUCAGCUGGAGCCUCGCUGAUUAAGGUGGAAAAUGCCGAUGAGCCUAAGUCGCAAGUUCCAAAUCAGAAACCUGCAGGAAGUCCACAAGUUAAACUAGUUCGAGGUACAGUGAACCCUCUCCAGGGUGGUGCUGGAAAUUCCCAAGGUGUAUCAUUAGUUCGAGUUCAGACUAAUCAAGCUCUGGCUAAAUCCGUAGGAGCACCUACCUCUACAACUUCUGUUACACGAAGUACUUCGAAACCACAACAGAUUGUAAUGGUCAUGUCACCAAGUGCAAACAAAGGGGAGCUAGGAAAAGUAACAUUUACAACUACACAAACUGUCACGUUAGCGCAAGGACAAAAAUCGUACACUGCUGCUGAGUUGAACCAAAUUAUUCAGUUAUCACAGCAGGGAACUGCUUUGAAAAUUGUUUCUAUGACCAAUCAAGCUUCGUCUUCCGCAGAUACGCCGUCACAUGCUGGAGUGAAAUUUGUUCAACGUGGAGCGAAUGGACAGGUUAUCAUAAAGAUGGUAAACACAAGUCCAUCAACUUCUACAACCACAACUCUCCCACACCCUCCUCUGCUGUUCAGGGUAAAAUACAAGACAAUGCGAAAAUAAUGUGAAAAAACGAAUACAAAAUCAGUUGCUGAUUCAUCAACGUCGUCUACAGUCUCAUCUGCGAGCACCACGUCUGCAGAUUCUAUAAUAACCUCGAGCGCACAAGUUACUAGUUCAACUUCUCCGGUUGUAUCAUCAGCUACCAUACCACGUUUAACCACAGCUUUGACUACCACGUCAUCAAACACACAGACAACGAGUAAGGCUAAUGAAACUGUAUCAGAUUCAACCACAGUGACAAAUACAAGUACAACCAAAGUUACUUCGACUAGUGCUUCUGUAAAUACUUCGGACGGUUCUGGAGGUGCAUCACAAAGUGAUACUCCAGAUCCUAAGGUAUCCUCUAGUACGAAUCCGUCAACGUCUAGUACUACUAUCAAUAAACCUACAAUAUCCACCGUAAAUACUGCUGUAACAUCGUCGACAACAUCGGAUAGCCCGAGCAAACCACCCGAUAAGCCGUCGGACAAAAGUGCUGAUACUCCUGAUUCUUCGACACCCUCAUCAACGACAACAUCUGAACCGUUUUCAACACCAAAAACUUCUUUACCAACAACUGUAAAUAGUUCCGUGCAAAACACGCUUCCAUCACAAACUACAUCUACCUCAACUACUACUACAGCAACCUCUGUUAUGGGUUCAAUCUCGAGAAACUCGGACUUACAAAAGAUUGCAACACUUGCAGCUGCUAAAACUGAACUUGAGAAUCCCGCGAAAAUUGUCUCACGACCAGUCACCUGUGGCGGUUCUACCACUCAACAAGCAACAGCUCCAAUCACUACUACUUCCGGUAGAGAUAUGGGACCCCCUGCAUCCGCUGUAAAUCCUCCAGCGAAGGUGAAACCUGCUACAAAAACGCCCCGUCAACCACAAACAAAUGGUGUACACGUCAACAAGAUCGGUGGAAACCAGUGGCAUGACGUUGGCGUCAUUAAAGGAACAUCGUCAAUUGUGUCGCAUUAUUUCAUUCGACGGACGGGAGAUACACAAAAAAUUGUGAACGAAAAUCAGACUCCAUCAGGAGUAAAACAGGAACUCCUUCCAGGAACGGCGUACAAGUUUCGCGUGGCAGGACUGAAUUCGUGUGGCCGUGGUCUAUUUAGUGAUGUUUCUGCAUUUAAAACAUGUUUACCAGGAUUUCCUGGUGCUCCAUCGGCCAUUAAAAUCAGCAAGAAUGCAGAAGGAGCACAUCUCUCAUGGGAAGCACCGACAAAUGUCGCUGGCAAUGUAAACGAAUAUUCAGUGUAUCUAGCAAUUCAUAGUCAAUCCAGUGAUAGCAAAGAAGUCAGUGGAAUUGGCCCUACACCAGUACAAUUAGCGUUUGUACGUGUUUAUUGUGGUCCUAAACCUUCGUGUACUGUCAGUACUGAUACUCUAAAAAAUGCUCACAUCGACUACUCCACGAAACCCGCUAUUAUAUUCCGUAUUGCUGCCAAAAACGACAAAGGUUAUGGCCCUGCAACACAAGUCAGAUGGUUACAAGAUGCUAAGGACCUGAAGGACCAAAAUAGUUCAAAAAGUGUAGCACAAAAACGAGCAAACGUAGAACGACCAAGCGAACCAGCGAAGAAAAUCAAAAAGGAAUAAAAUAUUUCAGUAUUUUCAUUGUAACCACUAUAAAUAUAUAUAUAUAGACAGUACACACGAACGUUUAUAUUAAGUUGUAUAUGAUAGCUGUAGACUGCUAAUAAUUCCGUAUAUUUUAGUUAAAGUGAAGAAUGAACCUUGCAAUGCAAUGCUCAAAGAAGUUAUUGCAUGCGCAUAUUUUUAUUGUUGCUGUGACUAAAACGAAUAUGUUGCUAAAAGUAAAAUGUUAGGUUUAAAAACUCUGGUUUUAAGAAGAGGGGGAAAGAGACCUUUUGUAAAAGAAAUGUAAUACAUGCAGGCUUGCGUUUUUCUGAUCAAGUGUUACAACUUAAUUAAAUUCUCAAAGACAUUUA